AUGUCGCUUCCGGAAGACAUCAUCCUUAACAUCUUAGCGCGUGUACCGAGAUGCCACUAUCCAACAAUCUCUCUUGUUUCAAAACACUUCCGGUCACUCAUUGCGUCGCCUGACAUAUACGCCAUAAGAUCUUUGUUGGGAUGCACCGAACAUUGUCUCUAUGUUGUUCUCCGUGACAGGGACAACAAUGCUCGCAGUUUGUAUACGCUCUGCCGGAAAGCUGACGGCAAAAACAGCCGUUUGGUCCUUAUCCCUUGUCUUCCCGCCUUGCCUAAACGUGGAAUAUUUGUGGCGGUGGGUUCGAAGAUAUACGUGUUUGGUGUGAACAUCGACAAGAAUGACAAUAAAAUGACGUCAACCGCGUACAGCAUUGACUGUAGAUCUCACACUGUACAACCACUCCCGAGCAUGCCACAUGCGUUGAUGUAUCAAACAAUGGCUGACGUCAUCGACGACAGAAUAUACAUUGUUGGAUUUAUAAGCGAUAAAAAGAUACCAGUAGUGGUGUUGGUUUUCAACACAAGAACACAGAUGUGGGAGCCUGCGAUGACAAAUCUAGACGUUCCCGCAGGAAGUAUUAGGAGGAUAUAUGGUUGCAUGGUGAUGGGUAAUAAGAUUUACUCGAAGAAACUUGUAUAUGACCCAAAAGAAACUAAAUGGGAAACGCAUGAUGAGAAGCUGAUUUCGAGGAAGUUUAAGCAUGUGUGUGUCAUUAAUGAUGUUAUAUAUUACUAUUCUUCUGUCAAGAACAACUUAAAAGCAUAUGAUUCAAAGAAAAGGUGUUGGAAGGUGGUGAAAGGUUUGAAAUAUUUGUUCGGUGAGAUAAGAGGUAAAGAAGCGUGGUUAAAGACUGUGAGGUACGAUGGGAAAGUGGUUUUCUUGAUUCCUACAGUAACAAUCAUUGGGGUGGCGAGAGGGAUUUGUUGUGCAGAGGUUUCAUUGGAAAGAGGCCAAGGAGGUAAGAUUUUUGGAAAAGUUGAGUGGCUUGAUAAUUUGAUUGCGGGAAAUUUUGAAAUUAUACAAGCUCUGGAUGUUAUGCUUUGA
Molecule: messenger RNA, 1044 nt
Organism: Eruca vesicaria subsp. sativa (arugula)
Lineage: Eukaryota; Viridiplantae; Streptophyta; Magnoliopsida; Brassicales; Brassicaceae
Source: the annotation of a GenBank genome assembly